UUCCCAGGGAGAGGGCCACUCCACCGGAGAGCAGAGCGGCUGUGUGCUGGCGUCCGAGAAGCGAGGGCGGAGGAUGGGGAGCAUCUCGGGGACCCAGAAGACCGUGCCCUGCCCGAGAGCUCAGCCUGACAGCCUGAAGGCCCUGCCCUAACGCAGCUUUGGCAGCUGAUUGGCGACUCCUCUCCGGCGCCUCUGCACAAGCGGCUCCUCACCAUGAGACACAGUCUCCACUUGACCUUCAUGUGUCUGAGUCUCUUCGCUGGAAGGCUGUGCGCCCGGGGGAGUCGGUUCAACGUGGAGGUCAGCAGAAGUGACAAGCUCUCCCUGCCUGGGUUUGAAAACCUCACUGUGGGCUACAACAAAUUUCUCAGGCCCAACUUUGGUGGAGAGCCGGUCCAGAUAGCCCUGACGCUGGACGUUGCGAGCAUUUCCAGCAUUUCGGAGAGUAACAUGGACUACACGGCCACCAUAUACCUCAGACAGCGCUGGACGGACCCGCGGCUGGUGUUCGAAGGCAACACGAGCGUCACGCUGGACGCGCGCCUGGUGGAGUUCCUCUGGGUGCCGGACACGUACAUCGUGGAGUCCAAGACGUCCUUCCUCCACGAGGUCACUGUGGGAAACAGGCUCAUCCGCCUCUUCUCCAACGGCACAGUCCUGUACGCGCUCAGGAUCACGACAACCGUCGCGUGUAACAUGGACCUGUCUAAAUACCCCAUGGACACCCAGACGUGCCAGCUGCAGCUGGAAAGCUGGGGCUACGACGGCAGCGACGUGGAGUUCAGCUGGGGGCGCGGGAACGACUCCGUGCGCGGGCUGGAGAACCUGCGGCUGGCUCAGUACACCGUGCAGCGCUAUUUCACCUCGGUCACCCGGACGCAGCAGGAGACAGGAAAUUACACGCGGUUGGUCUUGCAGUUCGAGCUUCGGAGGAACGUCCUAUAUUUCAUUUUGGAAACCUACGUCCCUUCCACUUUCCUGGUGGUGCUGUCCUGGGUUUCGUUUUGGAUCUCCCUCGAUUCCGUUCCGGCCAGAACCUGCAUUGGAGUGACCACCGUGUUGUCCAUGACCACGCUGAUGAUCGGGUCCCGCACUUCUCUUCCCAACACCAACUGCUUCAUCAAGGCCAUAGACGUGUACCUGGGCAUCUGCUUCAGCUUCGUGUUCGGGGCCCUGCUGGAGUACGCGGUCGCUCACUACAGCUCCUUACAGCAGAUGGCAGCCAAAGACAGGGAGAUGCGGAAGGAAGUGGAGGAAGUCAACAUCACUAACAUCAUCAACAGCUCCAUCUCCAGCUUCAAACGGAAGAUCAGCUUCGCCACCGUUGAGAUUUCUGGGGACGUCGACUACAGCAACCUGACUAUGAAAACCAGCGACAAGUUCAAGCUGGUCUUCCGAGAUAAGAUGGGAAGGAUCGUUGAUUAUUUCACCAUUCAAAACCCCAGUAAUGUUGAUCGAUAUUCCAAGCUAUUAUUUCCUCUGAUUUUUAUGCUAGCCAAUGUAUUUUACUGGGCAUACUACAUGUAUUUUUAAGAGUACGUUGAAUAAUUUGCAUGCCACAGGACUUCAACAGGACAAGAUAAUGAUGGGAAUGGUAUUCAGGCUGAAGGUGUGCCCCAACCCAAUGAUCUUAUAAGUAACAAAAGCAACAACUGAGCAUUUCUUCUCAAAGAAUGGACCCCCAUCCCCCGCAACCAUUAUUUAAGCUUGUAGAGGCCCUAGCAUUACAAAGUCUUGGGAUAGAAACAUCAAUCCAUUUUUUUUAUCUUUACAAAAUCCAUGCCCAUGGAGCCCAAGCUUACAGACCUACCCAGGGCUGGCCGACUGCUUGGUGACUCCCUGGGCUGUGUUUAUUACCUCAUUUAAAAAAAAACUGAGAAGGAGGCCAUUACAGGCAUUGAGUAACCCUCAAGGGACAAGGGUUGCUUCUGAACUAAUCGUACACGCUAUUUAUUAAAUCUCUGCAGUGCUUAUAAAACACAUUGGUCCUAUUUAGGGAGCAACAUUUUCCAGUUUUUGUUUUUGAUUAAAAUGAAAUGUGGCCCUAAGUCAAUGGACCAGAGGUCACUGUAUUAACUCAAUACCAAGAGGGGUUUUUAAUACAGUAUUUAAUACCACACCAGAAUUGGCCCCAAAUUCCAAUAAGUCUUACCAUUGAAAAGUCCAGUGUAAUUGAUGAAAAGUUUCGGGGGUCAAUACUCUCACACGUAAACCCCUUGUUUCUAAGAUACAGAAUGGUUCCCCCAAACUGGAAGGGCUCUGGGGCUUCAUUCCCCAUUUGACAUGUCUUAUCCCUUUACUAGCAUCCGACACCAACCCUCAGCAUCGCUAAAGCCCCUUCCCCACAUCAGGGAUGGAGAUGGAAGCUGUUGUAUUUUUCAGCUUAGUUCUAGGAGUCUUAGUGCGGACUGUUGCCGGGAAGACUGGCCGAGUUGAGUCCGUUUCUCUCUGCUCCUCUUUCCUAGCCGCAGACCCCCCGCAUCCCUCCGAGAAGAGCUUUGGUCCCCACGCUCUGAUGACCAGGAGUGAUGCUUAUUAGCCAGUGACCCGCAUUUCCCGGAAGCAUGCGGUGCAGCACCAGCAAGCUUGGCUAUGCCCAAGGCCCCGAUCCCUGUAGCUGAGUUGCUCUGAGUAGCUUGGCCCUGUGUCUGAACUUUCUGCGUGACAAGGGGACUUGUUACAGAACCUAUGUUCAGGCUGCAGGCAGACCAGCCCCUCUCACCCUAAAAUUGCAAGAACAUGUCCACACCUCUUCCUUGCCCCUUGGCCACGUUCAGCCAGCAGCAUCCUGAGUGGCCAUUUGUGAGUGUUCUGUGAUAGAGCUUCUGGUUCAGUCUCCGCCAUGUGGAAGAAUCUUGCCACCUUUCAUUCUUUAGCUUCCUUUUUGAAUAAACGCAUGCCCUUACCCUUCCCUUCAGAAGGAACCCACGGCUUCAGCAGACCGUCUUUCUUCCACAAUCCCCUGUACCGCGGACUCUCACUCUUUUUUCCGUUGUGAUACUUCUCACGAUUCAGUUUCUGUGGGUUUGAUCACCUGAGCUUUUAACAAAAGGUUUCUAAUAGGAAUGGGCUUGCUAAUACAGGUGGAAGGUAGUUGUACGGUUCAACUGUAUUUGUGAUCUUUUCAAAAAGGUUUGAAAGGGUGUAUCUUUCCCGAAACCCCGUAUAAGCAUUACAUGAAGAACACUAAGUAUGUGAGACUGUGGAAUAAAUGUACCACAUUCGCUACCCACCAAACCUAGCGGUCGUCUGUAGGGUGGGUGUUGUAGCAGCCUGUUUGGAAAAGGUACACGUUGUAGAACACACUUAGUAGGCCCACACCAUUCCAUCCUCACGUCCCCCUGCCUCAGACAGUACACACACACACACGCACACACACACGUACACCCCUAGGUUUUCCUGCCAAGGAAGGUACCCGCUGGUCACACAGACGGUCAAUGUCCUUCUCACCUCCCUGCCCCGCGACACUUGCCCUGCAGUGAGGCAGCGGGCCUGGCGCCACUGAAAGGCCCAACUCUCCAAAGGGCCGCAGACUCCCUUCCAAGCCUUCUUUAUCGCUUUGAAAUUCUCUUUUGUUUUUGUCAAAUGAGAUUUGUAUAGUUUGAGGAUACACUUUGGGUGGGAGGAAUUCUUGGAUGUUGUAUCAUUCCGAACUUGAAGCGGGCUACAACAUCGGAGUUCUUGGUAAAAACUCCUAAUAUCUUCUGUAUCUUCCCACAUACCCUACCCAGAUCGGCCCAGGACUCACUUGAUUCAAAAGUUACAGUAACAGUUACUUACAGGGUAAAAAAAAAAAAUGAAGACUAACCUCUUGAUAAGCAAGGCUAAAGUACAAUGACUGCCAGGGUUCAAGCAGGGUUUUGUACAAGGAACACGCUGUUCUUCCGUGCCCUCGAAUAAGCAAGCUGAAUAAAAGUAAACAGACAA
Messenger RNA from Phyllostomus discolor (pale spear-nosed bat), 3927 nucleotides. It is a transcript of the gene GABRP, whose product is annotated as gamma-aminobutyric acid type A receptor subunit pi. Gene Ontology annotation, cellular component: GABA-A receptor complex; neuron projection; synapse. NCBI's taxonomy places the organism in Eukaryota, Metazoa, Chordata, Mammalia, Chiroptera, Phyllostomidae. Gene Ontology annotation, biological process: signal transduction; monoatomic ion transmembrane transport; nervous system process. The transcript is spliced from 10 exons. Bases 214 to 1533 code for a protein of 439 amino acids. The record is from RefSeq and is a predicted model, not a curated record. Gene Ontology annotation, molecular function: neurotransmitter receptor activity; extracellular ligand-gated monoatomic ion channel activity; GABA-A receptor activity.